This is a messenger RNA of Equus caballus (horse), 3289 nucleotides long. It is a transcript of the gene GNG2, whose product is annotated as G protein subunit gamma 2. NCBI's taxonomy places the organism in Eukaryota, Metazoa, Chordata, Mammalia, Perissodactyla, Equidae. Gene Ontology annotation, cellular component: heterotrimeric G-protein complex. Gene Ontology annotation, molecular function: G-protein beta-subunit binding. Gene Ontology annotation, biological process: G protein-coupled receptor signaling pathway. The record is from RefSeq and is a predicted model, not a curated record.
UGGGGACUAGUCCCUGGGCUGCGGGCGCCGCUGCUGCACGCCGUGGGCAGCUCCUACUACGCGGCCGGGCGGGCGGGCGGGGCGGCGGGGCGCAGCUGCCUGCACGGACCAGCUCACAGGAGCCACUCUCCUCCGACCGGCCUGCGGCUAAGCCAGAUCUGCCAGUGAGCCUCAGGCUUCCGGACCUGAAGAGUGAAUAAGGAAACCCCCAGCUGCGUGGGCGACGUGUGUGGGCCUGACGAGUGAACCAUCUGCCCGCCUGGGAAGCCGGCUUGUAGUCCAGAACUUAUAGGGUAUCUGAAAAUCUCCCCCAGCUCUCCAAUGGCCAGCAACAACACUGCCAGCAUAGCACAAGCCAGGAAGCUGGUGGAACAGCUGAAGAUGGAAGCCAACAUCGACAGGAUAAAGGUGUCCAAGGCAGCUGCAGACCUGAUGGCCUACUGUGAGGCACAUGCCAAGGAAGAUCCCCUCCUGACCCCCGUUCCGGCUUCAGAGAACCCGUUUAGGGAGAAGAAGUUUUUCUGCGCUAUCCUUUAAGUCCUCACUGGGGUGUGACGAGCGCAGGGCUCCCGGGACACUGGUGUAGAGUUUUUAGCCCCGUGGGCGCCUUUCUCGUCCACGGCAUUUAGAGAGGGAGAAGAACCAUCCUGGCAACUCCAGGCCUGCAUGUUUAAGGAACCGGUCCCCUUUGUGAGAGUGAAAGCUGACCCGCGUCCCGAGUUAAGAGAGCUGGCGUCCGCAGAGCUGCCUGGAGGAGGGAACAUGUAAAGAUAAAAUCCGUGUCGUUUCUUUUCUGCUAUCCCUCCCCAAACCUUAUGUUUCUGCUUCAUAUUUAAAAAAUUAAAAUUAAAGCAGACAGCUGUGCCGAGCUCAGAUACGUGUGACCUUUUUGGGGUGAACCUCGCCUUUAGAGUUACCUGGAUGAGCUGAGUCAUCCACUGUGGCCGCGGCCCAUUCAAUGGCGUUGAUGUUUAGUCCCUGUGUCUUUCUUUCCUUUCUCCUCCCCCGUUAGAAUAGCACAGAGAUAAGGCUGGACUCGCCUGGGGGACUGAACCCCAGGAUGAGCACCCCAAGUGUCGAGCGAGAUGUCCCCAAGCUCUGUCCUCGUGGGAACAGCAGAGCCAGCGCCAGCUGUCUGUGUCCUUGUCACUGUCCCUAACGUUUGUACAGUAGCUUCGACCCUGCAAGUAAGAGUGAACCGUGUGUUGUGAUGGUGCUUUCAUAUCCGUGUGACAAUUUGGGUAAUACUGCAUGAAAAUGUCCCUGUGUUACAUCCAUUCAGAGGUUUUGCUGUUUUACCAUGAAGUUUGGAAAAGGAAUGAGAGAGAAAAGAAGCUGGGGAGGAAAAGCCCAGUGUCUUGACCACUGAGAUUCCUUCAGAGCCUUAGCAGUGCCGGAACACGUCCUCGUGACAGCGCGUCAGUGCCUCCUGACGUGUUUCCAGACUCCAGAGCACGUGGUUCCAUCCAGGAUCGGGCAGCACAGGUGCCCAGCAGGAGGGCGAGGGUAUACCAUGAGCUGGGGUGCUUGUCAGAGCAGAGCAAGCUCCCUUCCCUGAAUCGCACGACUUCGAGGUUGUAAGAACGCUCUCUCUGCUCCUCUCGACAGGAAAGCGUGGCCCUCUUUUGCUCCAGUAUCGGAGAAAUCAGGCCGUGGCUCCCGAGAAGACCCCUCUCAGGAGCCCGUGGUUCGCCUGCCGGCAGGGGUGGCCCCCAGCUCCACAGGCGGGCUCUGGCCCUGCCACUGAGGGGUCUUCAUUCUUCACUCGCCACAUUUUCAAUAGAACCUUCUCUGGGUUUUUGUCCCACCUGUUUAUCGGAGUCUCUCAGCCUUUGUUUGCGCCUUCCUUGCCGAGAGCUGUCUCCUCCUUGAGACGAUGCUGGAGUGAUUUUUCGUCACAGCUCCGGCCUCCAUGAGUGACUGGAGGCCUGGAAGCCUUUAUCCCUUUUUCUGUGUCAUUCCAGGCAAAAGAGGGCUUCUCUUACACCUUGUUGGCUUUGAAACCCCAAAGGACCAUUUCCAAACUAAUUUUGUUCUCUUUCCAUUCUCUUCCUCCUGUUAAAAAAAAAAAGGAAUGGAGAUGCAGGAAAAGAGAAGGUAGAAAGACUUAACGUGCCCAGGAAACAGGCUUGAUAAACAUUCCCUCAGCUCCUUUUACGGGCACAACGGUAAAAGAAUAAAUACAUCCAAUUAAAGCUCCCGCCCGGGCGGAAAGAAGCGAGGGCCAUGUGGUUGGAGAGAUGUGUGGGUGCAUCUCGUGCAGCCACACUUCUGCACCAGACACUGCCCAGACACUGCAAUUCUGUCACAGCUGCCACUGACAAGGAUUCAGAGGGAAACACGCUGGCAGAAUGUUUGUUAAGCUAGAAUGUUGCACCACUGGCUUAGUGACCCUGUGGAAUAAGCUACAACUGUGUCACGUUCUAAAAAUGAGCCGAGAUACGGUUGAACAUGCGGUCACCUACAACAGCUGGGAGAGGAGCCCUCUUAGGUCUUUCUUUUUAAGACCUGAUGAUUUUCAUAAUCCCCACCAAUUUCAUGUCCUACAGGAUGGAAUUAUAACACCAGAGUCUUUGUACGAGUUUUGGCUUCUGGUAGUUCUACUUGUUAAGGAGAAAAACAAUCUUUUUAUUACUUAUACCUCUAAAGUUUUAAUUCUUUCAGGAACUCAACAAUCCUUUUUACCAGGAUAACUAACGGAAAACUUAGCUUAAUUAUUCCCGGCCCUAAUCUGUGUAUUUAAUGUAUUGAAUAGUAAUGAAAAUCUACCAUGGAAUUAGACAGUAACAAUAACCCUCAGAUUUAGGGGGAAAAAAAUCUUGCAUUGUCCUCAAUAUUGACUCUGAUUUCUUUCUUUCUUUUUUCAACUUUAGACCAAGUACUAUUUAAUUUAAGUCAGAAAUUGCAAACAAGUCCUUUGAAAUGAGGCUCAUUUUGCUGAUAACAUUUGAGGGAGAUUGCUUACCAAAGAAGACGGAAAACCAUUUGUCCAUGUCCUCAUUUCCACAGAGGGAAUCGCAAGACAUUGAGCACACUGGUUCAGGGGGUUUUCUACUUUUUCUCUUUUUUAAUAUUGCCUUUAGCUGCUCCUGGCGAUGCUGAAUUAUUACAUACAUUAAUGUUUUCCCAGCCCCAAAUUGUUCAUUUUUCCUAUAUAAGAUCUGUGGGCGUGUCUUUCAAAGAGAGGGAAGCACAGAAAUGUUAAAGCAGGAAAACCUGAAUGUGAUGUGCACAUUUUCAUCCGACAAGGACAAUGUGUUCGUUUUAAUAAAUGGAAUUUUCAGAUUCA